AUGCAGGCCGCUCGCACAGCUGCGAAGCCCCCAACAGCCAACCUCGACGCCAACACGGCAUGCCCCGAGGCGUCCUCGUCGAGCCGUUCCCCACCUCACGAGCGGUCGCUCCCGACCUCGCCAACUCGCCGCGAGCGCAUCCUGCACGCCGUCGAGCACCGCGACAAGGCCCUCCUGCGCGAGCUCUCUGCCGAGGACGACGGCUUCAUCGACGACGAGCUGAGGCGGCGCGUCUGGCCCGCCCUGCUCGGCUGCGACGUCGCCAAGGGCAAGCAGCGCGCCAUCGAUGACGACGAGGCGCAGAGUGCUGCCGCUGUGCUGGCCGCCCUGCCUGAGCGAGAUGACGAGCGGCAGGUCCGCCUCGACAUCGCCCGCAGCCUGGUUAACUACCCUCAAGACGUGCGAGACGAGGACCGCGACGGCCUGCGUAUCAAGCUCGAGCGGGCCAUCCUCAUCGUCCUGCGGCGGCACCCGGCGCUGCACUACUUCCAGGGCUACCACGACAUCGUCUCGAUCCUCCUCCUCGUCCUGCGCGACGAAGCGCUCGUCGCCGAGACGGCCGAGCGCCUGAGCCUGCACCGCAUCCGCGACAACAUGGGCGCCGGGCUCGAGCCGACACUGGGCUACUUGCGACUCGUCGACCGCAUCGUCGAGCAGGCCGACCACGAGCUGUACCGCAUCGUCAACCAAGCCGCGUCGAUGCCGUUCUUCGCCCUGUCGUGGGUCCUCACCCUCUUGAGCCACGACCUCGAGUCGGUCGCCGUCAUUGCGCGCCUGUUCGACUUUCUCCUCGCGCACAACCCGGUCAUGGUCUGCUACCUCGUCGUCGCUAUCCUCCUCGUCAAGAAGGACGACCUCGUCGACGUUGCCUCGUCGUGCGAGGACGACCCGGCCAUGAUUCACUCGGCCCUGUCGCAGCUGCCGCACAUUGUCCUGCGCGACCACCCUGCGACCCCGUCCCCGACCUCGCCUUCUCCCGCGCCGUCCACCUCGACCUCGCGCCGAUCCUCGCCCUCGCCCUCGCCCUUGCCCUCGUCCUCGUCCUCGCCAGCCCCGUCGCGCAAGCCCGCUGUACCACCCGACGCCGACGCCGACGCCGAGCCCGAGGACGAGGACCUCCUGUCGGGCGCCUCGUUCCUCGGCUCGUCGUCGACGCUCAACCUCGACUUUGCGCGCUCGCCGUCCGUCAGCGGUGCAAGCGCCCUGUCCGACUCGGAGGAGCUCGACGACGAGCUGUCGUUCGUCGGGAGCAGCAGCGGCGCGAGCGUGUCGGACGCCGGCGGCGAGAGCAGCACGGGGCGGCGGCGGGGCAGGCUGUCGCUGUCGCUGUCGACGUCGUGGGCGAGUGGAGCGCUCGGUGACGACGAGGACGACGACGACGAGGACGACGCCGAGGCGCUGCACGACUCGAUGUUCUCGGACCCGGACAUUGACGGCCUCGCGUUCGACCCCUUCCCGCCCUCGUCCCUCCCCUCGGUCCCCUCGGCUUCGUCCACCUCGCGCACCCCUCCCCCUCCACGCUCGCGCUCGCGCACCCCGAGCCCGCCGCGCCUCUCGCGCUCCGGCCACGUCUUCCUCCCCUCGCCAACCUCGCCCGCGCGCCCCGCACCGCGCACCGUCCUCGCGUCCGACCUCGUCCGGUCGGCCCUCGCGCUGUACGACGCGCACCCUCUGCUGCUUCCCCCUGCCAGCGGCGGCGGGAGCAGUAUUCGCGCAGACGAGGUCCUCGGACCGCAGAGCUGCGUCUUUACGUGCGCCGCGUCGGACGACGGCGCGCUGUCGGACGCGCAGGCCGAGGACAUUGUGCGGCGCGGCGAGGGCAUCGUGCUGCCCGACCGGCCGCCGCCGCUGCCUCUCGCUCCCGACGCCGACGCCGACGCCGACGAGCCGGACGACGCAGGCGGGUUCGAGCUCGUCGACCGUCCUGGGUCUGGGUCGAGCCGCCGAGCAGCGAGGCGCACCUCGUCGUCCCUCGGGCUCAACCUCGGGCCGCACGGCUGGCUCGUCGUCGGUGGCGUCGCCAUCGCGGGCGCGGCGGUCGCACUCGGCGUGUACAACGGGGGCGUCGGCGCGGUCGGGGUCGGGCUCGGGCGCGGCGGUGGUGCGGGAGGGGGAGGGGGAGGAGGAGGGGCGGGACUCGGGACGGCGGGCGUCGGGCUCGGCGCGGCGGGGGGACGAGGUGGAGCGCAGGCCGUGUUUGGUGGGGCGCGGGCGCAGGCGCAGGCGGCGUUCGUCGUCGAGCACGGGGCGAGGUUGGUGUAGCUCU
Molecule: messenger RNA, 2266 nt
Organism: Rhodotorula graminis WP1
Lineage: Eukaryota; Fungi; Basidiomycota; Microbotryomycetes; Sporidiobolales; Sporidiobolaceae
Exons: 7
Coding region: 1-2262 (753 amino acids)
Biological process (GO): endoplasmic reticulum to Golgi vesicle-mediated transport; positive regulation of GTPase activity
Cellular component (GO): endoplasmic reticulum membrane
Molecular function (GO): GTPase activator activity
Source: RefSeq, a predicted model, not a curated record